Molecule: messenger RNA, 1564 nt
Organism: Kogia breviceps (pygmy sperm whale)
Lineage: Eukaryota; Metazoa; Chordata; Mammalia; Artiodactyla; Physeteridae
Product: galectin-7-like
Molecular function (GO): carbohydrate binding
Source: RefSeq, a predicted model, not a curated record
AUGGCACUGUCAUAUAGCGUGCCCUUCGAGACUUCGGUGCCCGAGGGCUUCGAAAUCGGCACCGUGCUGAAAAUUCGUGGUGUCGUCCCCUCACAGGCUAACAGGUUCUACAUAAACCUGCUGUCCUGUGACAAGCCGGACAGUGAUAUCGUCCUGCACUUCAACCCCCGGCUGGAUCAAUCCAUUGUGGUCAUGAACACCAAGGAGUGCGGCACCUGGGGCUCAGAGGAGCGCGUCUUUCCGAAUGUCUUCCAGAGAGGGCAUUCCUUCGAACUGCUCCUCAUCGCCAUGAAUGAACGCUUCAAGAUUGUGGUCGGGGACUCGGAAUCCUACGAGUUCAUCUACCGGCUCCCACCAAAGCGCUCUUGCUUGUUGAAGGUGGACGGGGACGUGAGUCUGGACUUGUUGAAGAUCUUCUGAGCCUUCCCACGAGGGCGGGUGGGGACGGGGCGCAGGGGUCUGGGGUGGCAAAUAAAGUCUUAGCCUGUCGUCCGUACGCCUCCUGUGUGUCUGUGUCUCCUUCAUAGAGACGAGAAUAGCAGGCUCAGGGAGGUGAAGACACUGACUAAGGGUCACACAGCGAUUGCGUGGCCGGGGCGGGUCCGGGCCUGGAUCUCCGAGGGCACUUUGUGUCCCUGGAGGCCUGAGGAGGGUCACGAUCUGGCGGGGGUGGGGCCUUGGCUUGCCCUCCUGCAGCACUUUGCAAAGCAGCCAGGUGGAAAUGCGGUGGGGGGCGACCUUAGGGAAUUUGCAGGCGCCCAAGCCAUCCCUUGGCGCCCGCUCCGUGGGUGUAACGGACCCCCCAAUCGGUCCGUCUGCAAACAGGUCCCUUGGAGACCCCGGGUGCGUGAAUCUCAAGCUCCCUGCGCCGGUGUCCCUCUUCUUGCCUCUCGCCGGUUUCGCCCACCUACUGGCGCCUGCAGACGGGUGGCGCGGGGAGGGGCUUGGAAGCAGAUCCGGGCCUCGCCUGCCUCCCAUCUGUUCGCGAGUCAGGACAGGCCUCUGACGGCCGUGCCCCGGGGCCGACGCGCCCUGAAGCUGCAGCCUCCCCGAGAGAAGACAGGGAACGCGAACGGCCGGGCUCCUGUGUCCCGGCCGCCGUCGAGCGUGUUCACACAGUUCGUCCAUCUGGGCUCGCCCGACGGCCCUGAGACCCCGGCCCUCCCCGAGUUUCUAGAGGGUAGGGGGAGUUGGGUAUAUACAGACGCCCAGUCACCCCCGACCACCAGGUGGGGAUUUUCGGGUUUCUGGGGGUCGCUGGGUCGCCCUUGACUCGCUGUGGUUGGCGGAGGAGCCGGGACCAAGCGAGCGCCCCCAGCCUCGCACCCUCAGCGAGGCGCUUGCAGCGGCCGUGGCGGCUGCGGAUGGAGCCCGGGGUGGGGGUGGGGGUGGGGGCAGCGUGCCAGCAGCUCACAGUGGGUUCGGGCCCGGGUCUCGGAAAGUCCGGAUCCGCACCCCUGGCGGAUGUACCACAGGCUUCCGGCCCGGACUCUGGCCAAAGUGUGACAGACAGAUCUCCCUCCUUCCCUUGGGCCGCUGCAGAAGUUGCGGUUUAAAAACGGAG